Messenger RNA from Ostrinia furnacalis (Asian corn borer), 3294 nucleotides. RefSeq lists its product as uncharacterized. Bases 271 to 2451 code for a protein of 726 amino acids. Gene Ontology annotation, cellular component: nucleus. The record is from RefSeq and is a predicted model, not a curated record. The transcript is spliced from 12 exons. NCBI's taxonomy places the organism in Eukaryota, Metazoa, Arthropoda, Insecta, Lepidoptera, Crambidae.
CGCAUUUUGGCUGCCAUUUGCUGUAUUCUGUCAUUCUUUCGAUGUUAUUGAAUUUAUGUGUUUUGUUUUAUUAAUUUCAGCCAAAUUAAUAUUCAAAAUAGACGGCUAGUGUUAUUACCCUAAUUCCCUUUAGGUAAAUAUUUAUUCCUAAGCAAAAUGUACCGGAAAUCAUCAAUAGUAAAAUUAUGAUGCAGUGGGACCAAAUAUUUUUUUCUACAUCAUUAUUCUAGCAGAAUUAUUUUUAUUAACAAGUUGUAAAAUGAACCCAUUAUGUCUUAUUUGAGUGCUUCAGAAAAUGUGGGGUUCAGUGGUAUUCCACAAAAUAUAUCUGAUGGGAGCUGCGCGACGCAGUAUAAGAUGGCAGUUGAGGGCGUGGCGGGGAACUGCAGCAACGAGGUCAACAUGUACAUACAGGAUAGUUCUGGAGACGAGCAGCCCUACAUAACACACCUCAACGAAAACUUCUUCCAUACCAAAUUUAAAAUAGAUCCCAACGAAUUAUAUACGUUCCAUGACUCUGACGUCAUAGCUAGCGAAAUAACAGUGAGCCAUACAGAGGAUGCUUUUAUUUUUCCUGAAAAUGUUGAUGUUAAGAAUAAAAUGUUAGACAGCCCCAGUAAAGAAAUUGAUCUCAUAGAAUCACUUACGAAUGGGGAGAUUAAAGAAGAAAUCAAAACUGAGGUUCCUAACGGGCAUUAUCCACCUAUUUCAAAAUCGUCAUCUCCUAUUUUUAAAGAUACCAAAGCUCAGAAAAGUAAAAGUCAGGUUACAAAAGAGAUGAGAACAAAUUCUCUGAAUGAAGUUCGUCGCUCCAGUGUUCAUAGUCCGAAGGGGCGAAGUAGUGCUUCAUCUCCUGUGGCGGGCAACAAAAGCAGUAUUAGUAGCGCUAGUUCCAAUCAAGGGAAGACCGCUGCUGUGGCUAGGUCUGUGUCGGAAACUUUCUUGGAUGUGUUUAAGAGAGAACAAGGGCUUGUUGAAGGUAUUCCAGCUACUAUCAUAAAAACUGAGCCCUUAUCAGGCCCUCCCCCUCCUGUUAAAAUACCAGCACCAACACCGAAAAAAACUCAAGGAGGUAAAGCCACGCCUCAGUCUAAAGCGCGUCGCGGCCGAGGCCCGGCGGUCCACGAAGCCCUACAACGGAUACAAGCGCAGACGCGCGUCAUACCUCUGCCGAAUAGAUCGUGGCACGCACCAGGAGAGGAACUGUUCAACUGUGGACCACUCACGAAUAAACCCAACGCCUUCAGGCAGUUUGAGAGCAGCAGCAGUGAUGAUGAUAAUAUGCCUGAGUAUGAGGGUGGUUUUGGAUCAGCAUGCGUUGAGGAAAGCGCGACGGAGUCAAGAGGGGCCAGGCUAGCGCUCCGGCGGGCCGCGCUGCGGAGGCACGUAGCGAGGGCCGAUGGGGAACUAGAGUUCGCUGGCAGCUUCAGGGAGCACCGGUCACUAGCUACGCUGGUCAAGAAUCAACUGAGCAAAAAAGGAGCGUCAUCAAGUCUUCCAACCCCAACAGUGAACCAUUUAUUAGCAAUACGAGGCAUGCCUUCGUUGUUGACGUCACAGGAACGGAGGCAACUGAGGUUAAGUGGUUGGUCGGGAGGCGAAAGCGCUUCAAUGGAGCACAUAACGGGAGGCACUUGCGCUGAAGAACGAUGCACUCAGCCGCCAAUACCUUGCGGCCGGUUUUGUCUGUCCCACGUCACGAUGGCGCCAGAACAGCGGCUUUACGCGCCAUGCGCGGCUGUGUUCGCGGGUGGCACGCGCUGCAAACAGCCGCUGCUUCCGCUGCAGGAUCAGACGCCGUUGUGCACGGAGCACGCGUGGAAGAGAGAUAACUAUGACAAGCUGGCCCGCGACUGCAGGCCCAAGAAGGCGGUGCGCAAGCGCAUCUGGGCGGCGCCUGUGAGGCCCCCGCGGCGGCCCAAGCGGCGCAGGCGGCCGCCGCCCGCGAGGCCGCGCCCCCCGCCGCCCGCGAUGCCCCUCAGCCCACACACGGCAGUAGCCCCACAGACGCCCAGCGCUGAACAGUCGCUCUCAGAAAUCAACGUGUGUUCAAACUCAUCCACCUACGACAGUUCGGAAGACACGGCCAUGGGCGCGCUCAGCGAAAAUGAAUACAUCACUGUCGCGAGCAAUUCCCAUGAACUCGUUGAGGUGGAGCAAGUUCCGCAUGAUGACAUCCUCGAUCCUUCGGUCCUCAGCCAGAUUCCUGAUGAGGCUUUCACGGAGUUUUUUAAUCAAGCGGAAGGUGGUCCAGCGUUCGCGGGUUCGGAACUAGCGGCGGCGCUAGAAGCGGUGCUCGACGAACGUGUGCUCGACGAGCGAGUGCUCGACGAACGCGCGCUCGACAUGACCGACUCUGUGUUCGUGCACGCGCCGCACGCCGUGGCCAAGAACAAGAUACAAGUUCCAGCGUCAGUGGCCAUGGAGAUGUCGACAAGCGCGCCCUCAUAACAUAAUAACUUUACACUUGUUAUGUUAAGCAAAAAUAAACUUUGUGUACUAUAAAACUUAGGAACAAAUUCGAUAUUCAUAGUCUCAAGAGUUGAAAAUAUUUUUCUUCAUGCUUUAAGUUUCGUAUGUGUGGUUGUGUAGGGGUGAUUAUUUUAAGUGUUAAGAGUUGAAUGUAUUUCGUAUAGAGAAUGUGUUGGAAUGUUGAAUAUUAUUAUUUUUAAUGACAAUUUACUCGGAUAUUAGGCUCUCGUAAUAGAGGAAAGUACACGAGUAGAAUGUCAGUUGUUUGAAUUAUACAUGCGUAAUUUUAACCUUUUAUACACUUCAUCGCAUGUGUAAUUUGUGCAAUGUGUGAGAAUGAAUGGCGGGUGUCGUCCACAUUCUACAGUACUCUUAUUUAUGCCAAAUUAGUAUUUAUGUGGGGAUUUUUUCCAGAUACACUUUAAUUUUACUCUACUAAUAAUGGGUUUAAUAUAAGGGAUGUAGUUGAAGGCUUAGUUUAAGUUUUCUCGAUCUCGUUUAACUGUCGAACUUAAUUUUAAUCUUCCUACUUAUUUUUUUGAAAAUGUAAACGAAAUGGGGAUGUUGCCUGGGUCAAAAAGCCUAUGAUUACUUUAGUUUGUGGUCGAUGCGACAUCUGGUGGCGUUUCGUAGGUAACUUCGCCUUCGUCGUCGUUGUCAUAGGAUAGUUUAGAGGAAUUGUUAUGCGUAGCAUUGUGUCGUGUCGUGAAUUGGGUUGUGUCGUGGUAUGUUUGUUGGCUCGAAAGUCACUACAGGAAUGUGCAAUCAUAAACACGAAUAUGGAGAUAAUCUUCAUGUUCUUUCAAGAUAAACUUUUUUUAU